Molecule: messenger RNA, 4791 nt
Organism: Neoarthrinium moseri
Lineage: Eukaryota; Fungi; Ascomycota; Sordariomycetes; Amphisphaeriales; Apiosporaceae
Exons: 3
Coding region: 1-4791 (1596 amino acids)
Biological process (GO): signal transduction; regulation of GTPase activity
Cellular component (GO): cytoplasm
Molecular function (GO): phosphatidylinositol binding
Source: RefSeq, a predicted model, not a curated record
AUGUCGCAGCAUGCGCUCCAGCACGAGCGGCAGCGCAGAGGCGACAGCCCGUCGGCGUCAGACUCGUCAGACUCUUACCAGCAGCAGGUCCACGCCCAGAACCGCAACCAGAGCCAGAGCCAGAGCCAGAACCAGAACCACGUCCAGGACAGCCCGACUAUAGGCAGAGCCUUGGUCAACUUCCUCGACGAGGACAGCGACAGCGACAGCCAGACCACCCUCACCACCACGCUGUCGAGCCCUCCGCUGGCCAUCACCGUCACUAGCUCCAAAAACCAUCUCGAGCCUGCGCUGGGCGCGCCGUUUGCUGGGAACCCUGUUGUGAAACCCGUACAGCGAAACUGCUUCCGCCGCUGUCUCAACCGCAGAAACAGUACUGACCCGAAAUCUCCACCCUUUGCUAGGUCGGUACGGAAACCUGCUCCAAGCCCGCUACACACGACCACCGCCGUGUCUCCGCCGUCGAGCGCGAGUCCAAAUCGCUCUACCUUUCCCUCGCCCAUCCACGAGUCGUAUCCUCGGAGCCCCACGGCCAGGACACCCAACGAGCCGCAAUCACAGUCCUCUGCAGCAGAGGACCUCUUCAGGUAUCCGUUCGCCUUCGAGAAACGGCACCAGAAAGACACGCCGUCCCCUCCGGCAACACCAAUCUCGCCUUAUACAAGAGCACCAGGUUUGCAUCUCGCUCCUCUGUCUCCGAAUGACACCAGAAGAGUCUCCAACCAGACUGUGACAGCGAAGCCGGUUGGCUCACCCGUCACAACGUCGCCAGCGAUGGCAGGUGGCUCAACUCCCGCCAAAGCCGACCCAGCCCAGGCGCCAGCCCGAACGAUAUCUCUCGACUCGGCAGUGUCCAGCAUCUCGUCAAAGAACUCCCAAGAUGCUUCGGCUGGGACGGCCGACGUGGCCAACCUCGUCAAGGCGGCGGGCAGCCCUGAAGCUGUGAUCCAGUACCUGCUAAAGGAGAAGCAGAGCCAGGCUCAGCAGAACGCCCAGCUGUGGCGUUUGGUUGACAAGCAAAGAGCCAUGAUCUUGGGCUUGAACAAGGAUCUCGAACGUGCUCUGAAGGACAAGGAGAAGUACCGCAAGAAGAUGAAGGAGCUCAUGGCGGCCCACGAGGCGCCGCUGAAGAUCGAUACGCAACAGGCGCCGGCUGCGGCACUUCCAAGAGUGGAUGUCAACGGUGUAAGGGAUCAAGUCAUGGAUGUCCCGACUUCUCCGUCGGUCUUGGACUCUGACAGCGUCAAACAUUCACCUAUCGACCUGGCAAUGGCACCGUAUCCCAUCACGCCUCCGGCAGACCAGGUUUCUGAUGGACCGCGAUCCGCCGUCGGCGACCUGCUCGACCCGUCCCAUGCCAUGCCCAAAGCAUCAGAGCACGCGCUCGAUAAGUUCGAUCAUGAGGAGGAAGACCGUGCUGUGGCAGAACAGGCGAAGGCCACACAGGCAGCCGAAGAGUCCAAGGAUUCUCUCCCCUUUAAUGUAGGACUACCACCGUCGAGAAGCCUGCCAAGUGAGCCGCCACGCAUGCCGCCCCCAAAGCCACCGAUUGCAUCCAAGGAGGCCGCGGUCAUGCUAGACCAACACAUUUCACAGUUUCCGCCACCAUCCGCUCCUCCUCCCCGAAAGCCGCCGCCGGCUCCUCUACAGCUAAGAAAGGAGGCAAAGGCUGCUGCUAUCAGCCCACCGGAGGAUGAAGACUCGGACUCGGACUACGAUUCGCUACUUGAGGUCGAUGAGCUGCCCAUUCCAGAGAAGCGUGGUAGAAGACGAACGAGAGAAGAAGAUGACGAGGAGAGGGAGAAGAUUGUACUGCUCGAGGCGGAAAAGCGAAGUCUUUCCAAGAAGAGCAAGAAGGGAAGCCAAAAAGGAACUCCCAAAGAAGCAGAGUUUGAACCUCCUCAAGGCCCACUUCCAGCAAGCCCACGCGGUACUGGAAACCAGCCGAUGCUCGUGCGGGAGCAUAUACCAGCCUCUUUGGCUGGUGUUCUCAAUGGCAACGAGCCACAGCAAUUUGCCUCGGCGCCCUUGAUGAGCCCUGGAUUGCCCUCGAGCCCCCGUCCCAUGGGUAUGAAGUCUCCUGGAGCGCCACCCCUUUCGCCAAGGGGGAUGGGCAUGGCGAGUGGUCCGCUUUCGCCUCGGGCUCCAAGGCAACCCAUCCCUCUCCCUCCAAACACAUCUAUCUCAACCUCGUCACACGGCGAGCCUCUUGUUCUGUCCACACCAAAGCCGCUUAACAUCACCAAGAGGGCAACCGAACCUGCCCAGCCUAGUCCGACCGGAAGUCGCGCCAGUCCGACCGAACGCAGCAGGAUCUACAAGGGAUUCAUCACGGAGGAGUACCCUGACCUACUUCUGCCGCCCAAUGCUCUCCCUUCGAUCUCAGUCAAAGUGGCUUCAUCUCGCAUGAAGCCGUCUAGAGCUAGUCUGAUCUCGCUGACUCAAUUAGAAGAGGAUCCUGUCUUCACGCUGGCAGUCUUUUCUCGCUCAGAGGGCGGCGAACUAUGGAGAGUCGAAAAGGAUACUGCAUCGCUUGCUAAGUUGGACCAGAGACUAAAGCAAUGCUCGGCCGUCACUGCAAAGACCCCAGACCGUUCGCUAUUCAACGGCCAUGCCCCUGCCAAACUUGAUGCACGUCGCGUAGUGUUGAACCAGUAUUUAGACGAGGUGCUGAAUACACCAUUAGACACGGCUACAGCCUCGGAGCUAUGCAAGUACCUGUCGACCAACGUACUUCCUCCAAACUCAGACGACACCGGUUCCGUUGUGGAAAGCGGAAGCGAAACCAGCACCCUGAAAACGGGCCCUGGAGGUCGACCGCACAAGAGCGGAUAUCUUACUAAAAGGGGUAAGAAUUUCGGUGGCUGGAAAGCACGUUUCUUCGUGCUCGAUGGCCCUCUUCUGAAAUACUACGAAACUCCCGGUGGCGCCCACCUUGGCACCAUCAAGCUGCAGAAUGCGCAGAUAGGAAAACAGUCACACAGCAACAGUGACGGCUCCCCAGCCGGAGGCAACAAUGAUGAGCUUGACAACCAGUACCGCCAUGCAUUCUUGGUCCUGGAACCCAAGAAGAAGGACUCUUCCAGUCACGUCAAGCACGUUCUUUGCGCAGAAAGCGAUCAGGAGCGUGAUCAAUGGGUUGACACACUGCUCCGCUGGAUCGACUAUCGUGACCCAGAGGAAGAUGACUCGCAUAACAAUGCUACGCAAGAGCGUCAUGGUUCCGGCAGCCAACCACAUGCCAACGGUAUGAACGCGAAGAAGAAACCGCAUGGCCAAGCGCCGCUGAGACCACAUAACGCACGAAGUCGUAGCCAAGACGGCCUCAUUGGGAUCAGCUACGAGGGGACCAGGCAAGGUGACAUUCCGGAUGGUGCACCGUCGCGCCGCCGCAACACGGAGACUCCAGAUUCACAACAGGAACGUGCGGCGUCCUACACAAUUUCAGCACCGCGUGAUCCCCAGGUGAUCUCGGACUCAUCGUCCUGGGGUGCUAAAGCAGCCCUUGCUCCUCCCGGUCCAUCGAUUGAGGAAAAGAAGCAGCGCAAACGCAGUUUCUUUGGCUUUGGCCCCAAGACACGAUCCUCAUCGGAUGACCAAGAUGCAUUGUUUGGCAGCAGCGUGCAGAGUUCAACCCAAUCCGAAUACCGCGGACCCAUUCGCCAGGUGUUCGGUGCACCACUUGCCGAUGCUGUCAGAUACAAUGGACCUGUCGACGUAAAUGUGCCGUUGCCUGCAGUAGUGUACCGAUGCAUACAGUAUCUCGACGCCAAGAACGCCAUCUUGGAGGAAGGAAUAUUCCGACUUAGUGGAUCUAACGUCGUUAUCAAGGGCCUACGCGAGCGGUUCAAUGUUGAAGGUGACGUCAACUUGCUGACUGAUGAGACGUAUUACGACAUCCAUGCUGUCGCCUCACUGCUCAAGCUAUAUCUCCGAGAGCUGCCCACCACGAUUCUCACGAGGGACCUUCAUCUCCAAUUCCUCACAGUCACGGAGAUGUCCGGACAGAGGGAGAAGAUAGCAGCGCUGGGAGAACUCGUUCAGCUCUUGCCUCAGGCCAAUGGCACUCUGUUGCGGUACCUCAUUGCGUUCUUGAUCAAAAUCAUCAACAAUUCGGACGUCAACAAGAUGACUGUUAGAAACGUGGGCAUUGUUUUUUCGCCUACGCUUAACAUUCCUGCACCAGUUUUUGCCCUGCUCUUGCAAAACUACGAAGGAGUUUUCAACAUCACCCCUGAAGAAUACGAGCUGCCUUCUCCUAUUUCAGAGGAAGACGCGAGAAGCCUGGCAGAGCCACAGCCACGGCGUCCUUCUACUGGUACAGGUGCAGCUGCAUCUCCACAUCGACAGCGCCUUAUUGAGCAGCUGCAGCACCAACGAUCAUCGCCGACCCCCCCUCCAGGACUCAUGCAUGGAGGUGGUCAUGGAGGCGGUCGUGUAGCGGCUACACCGCCUCCUAUGUCGACCAGCUCAAGUCGCCAGACAACCUACGAACCGCAGUAUCUGGCUCAGCAGCAAACUUCCUCUCAAGUCUCUCUUCGUCCUGCUUAUGAAAGUGGGUUCAUGGUUCCACCGAACUAUGAUCCUAACAUGAUGCAACCCAAGACGCAACCAACAUACGAUCGACCCCACUACCAAUCGUCGUAUGAACAAGAUUUCAGCGAACUCGGAUACGACCAGCCCUAUAAUGCCAGGGCUAGAAGGAGAGAAAGCUCCAUGUUCAUGGGAAACGUAAUGGGUCUGAACCAGCAAGGUUCGAAGAGUCGACUCCGUGAGGAGAACCGUCUGUAA